Asparagus officinalis (garden asparagus) is the source of this 390-nucleotide messenger RNA. Its product is annotated as protein RALF-like 19. The transcript has a single exon. NCBI's taxonomy places the organism in Eukaryota, Viridiplantae, Streptophyta, Magnoliopsida, Asparagales, Asparagaceae. The coding region runs from base 1 to 390 and encodes 129 amino acids. The record is from RefSeq and is a predicted model, not a curated record.
AUGAGGUUGUCUAUUGCCAUUCUCCUCCUCCUCUUUUUCUUCACCUUCAGUAUUGAUCUCAGCAGCUGCAGUUCCAACUUUCAGUUUGAUGCUGAGCUACAGGUUUCUGCUGAUGGCUGCAGCGGAGAAAAUGUUGGAGAAUGCUUAGAGAUGAGCAGCAAGAGAAUUCUUUGGGCGGCGACGACUGUUAGUGGUGGUGGAAAGAAGAGGUACAUAAGCUAUGAAACUCUGAGGAGGGACAAUGUGCCCUGUAAUAGGCCUGGGAUGCCUUACUACAACUGCCAUGCUCUUCCAAAGGCCAACCCUUACACUAGGGAUGCAGUGUACUCACCGGCUGCGCUCGAGGCGAUUGAUUCUUCCUCAUUCACUAAUCUUGCCUUCAUGAACUAA